AUGCCACAGUUAAAUCCUGCACCUUGGUUCGCUAUUUUGAUCUUCUCAUGAUUAGUCUUCCUCAUUUUUAUCCCCCAAAAAGUAUUAGCAUACAAAUUCCUUAAUGAACCUGCUCCUCAAAAUGUAAAAAAAUCAAGUAGUACUAAUUGACUUUGACCAUGACUCUAA
This is a messenger RNA of Oryzias melastigma (Indian medaka), 168 nucleotides long. The record is from the annotation of a RefSeq genome assembly. NCBI's taxonomy places the organism in Eukaryota, Metazoa, Chordata, Actinopteri, Beloniformes, Adrianichthyidae.